AUCGAAAGAGUCAUAAAAAAGAGAAUUCUAGAAUUACAAAAUCUCUUCGAAAAUCUAUCAGUUUAAACUCCUUUCCAAAUAUCGUCAUCAUAAUAACCUAAAACCAAUUAUCCACACAAGAGUAACAAAAGGGGUAGAAUUCUAGAAAUACAAAAUUCUUUCCUCGUCCCAGAACCUCAACAAAUCUUCUAUCAUUCAAACAAUUCUUCUCCUCCGAUUAUAGCUGUGAACCCUAAUCAAUUCCUCCCCUCUUUCAAACAAUCAUUACACAUGUUGUCGAUUAUCAAUCGAGGUUUUGUUUGAUUUUCGUUUGAAACCCUAACAAUUUCUUUAUCCUAGUUCCCCAGUUCAUCGAAUUUUCAAAUUAGGGUUUUGCACAAAUUAUAAUGUUCAUAAUCUCCUUGUUUAAUCAGCUACCUUGGGUUACGGCUUCUUCAAUCAUCCUUGUUAACAAUCUUCGUGUUCUUGGUCCUGGUUUGAAUCCUUUUGCUCCUUACAACAUGGCUAAUUACUUAGCUCUCUCUCGCUAAUUUCAAUUUCGUUGCGUUUUUUCUCCCUCUUUCUACUUUAAGUAUUCUGAAAGAAGUUUGAUUUUGAUUUGGGUAGUAUUUUUUUCUGAAAAAUCAUGUAAAAUAGUGAAUAUUUCCAUCUGGGUUUAUCGAUUUUUCAAUCUUUGAAAGGGGGUUUCUGAGUUUUAGGAGACAAGGGUUGUUUAGAGUUUCAUAAGUUGGUGAUUGAUUUCGGUGGAAAGGGGUUUUGUGCUGUUGAGGGAAAUAGUAAUUAUGCUAAUUACUCCUCAAGCUGAGCAGUUGGGGAUUUUCCGGCGAAGAUUGUUGAGGAAGCGGUCGCAUAGGUCGAGUUUCGAUACCGAUGAUAGAGGUUGGACUCCGCUUCACAUUGCUGCUCGGAAGGGCGACCUUAAGGAGGUUAAACGAAUGCUUAAUGAGGGAAUGGAUGCAAAUGUGGCUGCUUGGGGCGCCAAAAUGCAAGGUGUCACGCCUCUUCACCUUGCUGCUGAAGGAGGCCAUCUCAAAGUCAUGGAUGUGCUGCUUGAGCAGGGUGCUAAUAUUGAAGCCAGAACCAAGGGUCCUUGUCGUUGGACACCGCUCCACUUAGCAGCUAAAGAAAGGAAUAGGGAUGCAGUCAGAUUUCUGGUUGAGAAUGGGGCCUUCUUGCCACCUGAUAUUAAUGACAGCCGAUUUAACCCACCAUUACACUAUUGCCCUGGCCUUGAAUGGGCUUAUGACGAGCUAAAGCGUUUGCAGGACAGUUCGUCUUCUGGUGAGAUAUCAUACUGUUCUGAUAAUUGAAGCUGCCUUCAGUCACACAUUUCACGUCCAACGUUUCUAUUUAGCUUUUUAGCCACCUUUAUCGAAUGCCUAUUAUUUAGCUGCUGAUGUUUAUGAUAGACAGUUACUAUGCUCUGGUAUGUGGUAUGUAAUGACUGACUGCUAAGCUCGACAUUUGGUUGUGUUAUAUGAUGAUGUAGCUUUGGGGUUGCAUCAUAAGUAGUAUAUUAGGUAAUAUGGAAUUGUCAUCGUUGUAUGAUCUGUUUUGUCAUGGAUGGUUUGCAUUAAUGAAAUAAAAGUAGACUUGGUUUACAUUACUCUUC
Messenger RNA from Chenopodium quinoa (quinoa), 1612 nucleotides. Its product is annotated as phytochrome-interacting ankyrin-repeat protein 2-like. The record is from RefSeq and is a predicted model, not a curated record. The transcript is spliced from 3 exons. Gene Ontology annotation, molecular function: protein binding. Lineage: Eukaryota; Viridiplantae; Streptophyta; Magnoliopsida; Caryophyllales; Amaranthaceae. The coding region runs from base 783 to 1310 and encodes 175 amino acids.